GAAGUUUAUGUGAAUGUUGUGGAGAAAAAGAAACUGUAGCGCAUGUCAUAUUUGAAUGUAGAAGGUAUAUACAUGAGAGAAGGGAAUUAAUACAAUAUUUAAACAAUAAUGGACAUAAAGAUAGUGAGUUGGAGUAUCUAUUAGGAAGAGAGGUUAAUAGAGAUAGGUUAAGAUACAGGGUUUUAAUACAAUACAUGUACAGUACAGGUUUCAGGGAUAUAAUUUAAAUAUAUCAAAGAACAGAUUUGUGUUGUAAUGUGUCAGUCUGGAUGCAGAGGGACUCAGUGUAGCUGACACAUGGGUCCUGAUGGAUCUACACUUGAUUUUAUUUUUUAUUUUUUAAGGGAUUAAGAGAAAGGCAUGGAAUGCGAUGCAUUACACUGAACAGUAGGUGGCGGCAUGUGCUCAUGACACCAGUCCUCCAUUAAAAUAAAAGAAGAAGAAAACCCGGAAGUGCUGUCGGUCCGUCCAGUGUGAAUGUGCUGCUGUUGAAAAUGAGCUGUGUGUGCAGGUGUUGGUGUGUGUGAGCGAGACAUGGUUCCUGAACAUGGACCGCAGCAGAAAAGCUUGUCGCAGCCGCAUGACAGCGCAGGCGAGGUGGACGGAUCAUUCUUGUUUGAAGCUCAGGAGGCCUGGAAAGAUUUCCAUCAUUCUCUCUGGCAGUUCUAUGAGAACGGAGAGCUCUGUGACGUCACGCUGAAGGUGGGGAACAGAUUGAUACCAUGUCACAAACUCGUUCUGGCCUGCGUCGUGCCGUACUUCCGUGCCAUGUUCCUCUCAGACAUGGCCGAGGCCAAACAGGACCUGAUUGAGAUCCGCGAUUUCGACGCCGACGCCAUCCAGGACCUGGUGCGCUUCGCCUACUCCUCGCGACUGACGCUGACGGUGGAUAACGUUCAGCCGCUGCUGUACGCCGCGUGUAUCCUGCAGGUGGAGCUGAUCGCACGCGCCUGCUGCGAGUACAUGAAAGCUCAUUUUCACCCGUCGAACUGUCUGGCGGUUCGCACGUUUGCAGAGAGUCACAACAGAGUGGAUCUGAUGGACAUGGCCGACCGUUACGCGUGUGAACAUUUCAGCGAGGUAGUGGAGUGUGAAGAUUUCAUCAGUGUCUCUCCGCAGCACCUGAAAACGCUCCUGUCCUCCAGUGACCUCAACAUUCAGUCUGAAACUCAAGUGUACAACGCCGCCGUGAAGUGGCUCAAAUCGAACCCCAAACACCACGACAUCUGGCUCGAUCAGAUCGUGUCUCAGGUUCGUCUUCCUUUGCUGCCAGUGGAUUUCCUCACGGCUACCGUCGCUAAAGAGGAAAUGAUCAAAGCCAACUUGAACUGCAGAGACCUUCUAGAUGAAGCCAGGAAUUAUCACCUGCACCUCAGCAACAAGAGCGUUCCGGACUUUAAAUAUUCCGUCCGUACGACACCACGCAAACACACCGCAGGUGUGCUGUUCUGUGUGGGGGGCCGGGGCGGUUCUGGCGAUCCGUUCCGCAGCAUCGAGUGUUACUCCGUCAGUAAAAACAGCUGGUUCUUCGGGCCUGAAAUGAACAGCAGACGGCGACACGUGGGCGUGAUUUCAGUGGCAGGGAAAGUUUACGCUGUCGGAGGUCAUGACGGCAACGAGCACCUCGGGAACAUGGAGAUGUUUGAUCCGCACAUUAAUAAGUGGAUGAUGAAAGCAUCGAUGAACACAAAACGGAGGGGGAUCGCACUGGCUGCUCUCGGGGGUCCCAUCUACGCCAUCGGUGGUCUGGACGAUAACUCCUGUUUUAAUGAUGUGGAGCGUUAUGAUAUCGAGUCGGAUCGCUGGAGCGCCGUCGCCCCGAUGAACACACCCAGAGGAGGCGUCGGGUCUGUGGCGCUCGGGGGUUAUGUUUAUGCAGUUGGUGGAAAUGACGGCGUUGCGUCGUUGUGCAGCGUUGAGCGGUUCGAUCCUCAUCUGAACAAAUGGACGGACGUGAGAGAAAUGGGCCAGCGACGCGCCGGAAACGGCGUCAGUGAGCUCAACGGGUGCCUUUAUGUUGUCGGUGGUUUUGAUGAUAAUUCUCCAUUGAGCUCCGUCGAGCGGUUUGAUCCCAGAAUGCACCGCUGGGCGUAUGUUGCGGAGUUGACCACGCCCAGGGGUGGAGUCGGUGUUGCCACAGUGAUGGGGCGUGUCUUUGCAGUGGGCGGGCACAAUGGAAACAUUUAUCUGAAUACAGUGGAAGCGUUUGAGCCCCGAAUGAACAGAUGGGAGUUGGUGGGCUCUGUGUCUCACUGUCGGGCCGGCUCAGGGGUCGCCGUCUGUUCCACACACAUCAGUCAGAUUCGAGAUGUCGGUCAGGGCUCCAGUAAUGUCGCUGACUGCAUGUAGCCGUAAUGACGUGAUACCAGUUUACUUGCUAACUUCAACCUGGAAACACCCGGCGUAUCUAUCUGAUCACUCCUCCUGUAUGAUGGUGAGAUUUACUGGAUCUGAAUGUGUCUGAAGUUCUCGAGAGAUCAAUGGACGACACCGGCAGCUCAUCGUGUGAGGAUUUCUUGUGUUUAAGAAGCACUUUAUAUGCUUAAAAAUCUCACAGACUAUUUUGUGACUUCAAGACACUGAAUGAACAGAUUCUUGGCAGUGUGUAGCCGUGGUGUUUGUUUGCGAGUGUACAAUCAUAAACACGUUAAAGACGUGUGAGCACUGCAGGAACACGUUCAGUAUGUGACAGAUUUAGUGACUUAAUUAAAGUGAUUCUUCCAUUCUGACUCACGUUUAUGAUAUAAAGUAUUGAAUUAUAUAAACUAUAUUCAUAUAGCGGGUCUGUAAAGCUGAAGAAAUCACAGAUGAUUUUACGGUUUCUGUUUUUAACGGGACUCUGCAGAAGUUCUCGUGUGUUUUUAGCUUUUGAUUUGUGUUGAGAGAAAAGAUCUCGUGUUUUUCACUGCCAAACUAGAGGUUAAACUGCAGUCUGAAAGAGAAGCUCCGACAGGAUUUAUGCCGCUUUUGUGUAUUAAUAUAUGCUGAUUUUUUCAGGGUGGAUUUUAUUGCAUUUGCUUUUAUGUAUGAUGUAUUUACUGCUCCAUCUUUGGCCAUAUUUAAAGAACAGUUGAUUGGACAUGCAGUGAGUUUUUAUAGAUAAUCUUUGUGUUUUCAGUAUGAUGAGUCUUAUCUGAAACCAACUUCAGAAUAUUAAAUAUUAGAUGUGUUCAGCUGAUAUUGAUGCUGUCUUUGUGUAUUCUGUGACAUAUGAAAUAUAUUUGAGAACUGCUGUUAAAAUGUUGAUAUGGUUGAAAUAUAUUUUAUAUUAGAAAAUACAGACUUGAACGUGAUUUUAUACAGUUAUAACAGGCACAUAAAAAUCUCCAGACAGGCUCAGAAUGCAGUUUAAUCUGAUUUAAAUGCAGUUUAUUUGACAUAUUUCUUUAAACUAAAGUUAACUAAAGGCUUUUGUGUUUUCAUCCAUCUGUAUGUUUAAUGUUUUGCUCAACAUGAAUUUAUUUCAUUCAGAUUUUCCUUGUGCGAGUAAAUCUUGAUCUAUUGUUGUUUAUUUUCUUGAAUUAAAUAGUCACAAACA
Molecule: messenger RNA, 3538 nt
Organism: Myxocyprinus asiaticus (Chinese sucker)
Lineage: Eukaryota; Metazoa; Chordata; Actinopteri; Cypriniformes; Catostomidae
Product: kelch-like protein 8
Exons: 10
Coding region: 535-2349 (604 amino acids)
Molecular function (GO): protein binding
Source: RefSeq, a predicted model, not a curated record